This is a messenger RNA of Aspergillus ruber CBS 135680, 1420 nucleotides long. Its product is annotated as putative C6 and C2H2 transcription factor. The coding region runs from base 18 to 1214 and encodes 398 amino acids. The record is from RefSeq and is a predicted model, not a curated record. NCBI's taxonomy places the organism in Eukaryota, Fungi, Ascomycota, Eurotiomycetes, Eurotiales, Aspergillaceae. Gene Ontology annotation, molecular function: RNA polymerase II cis-regulatory region sequence-specific DNA binding; zinc ion binding; DNA-binding transcription factor activity, RNA polymerase II-specific. Gene Ontology annotation, cellular component: chromatin. The transcript has 3 exons. Gene Ontology annotation, biological process: DNA-templated transcription; regulation of transcription by RNA polymerase II.
UCCUGGAAUAUUCCAGGAUGCCUCCACGCCUACACACCACCGCUGCUCGGCCCUUUCAAUGUAACAAUCCAGGAUGCAAUGCGGCCUACCAACGCAAAGAACACUUGAACCGGCACGUGGCCCAUCAUAAUCAAGGGCCGCGGUCCUCUUGCCCUUACUGCAACAGCACUCUAGCCAGAAGCGAUCUUCUCCGCCGCCAUAUAAAGAACUACCAUCCAGAAAAGGAGGCGCCGCCGUCUCGCGCCCAAAAGGCCUGCAGCGUCUGCCAUGCUCGAAAAGAACGCUGUGACGGCGGGUAUCCAUGUACCCGCUGCCAGCGGCGAGGGGUUACCUGUUCUCAUACUCGCCUAGAAAGGGCCUGUGAGAGACAAGCGGACUUUAAUAUGGAUUUGGCAGCGUCUGUGCCUAGCUCGUCUCGCUGGAUCGCUCAGGACUUUAUUGACAUUUAUUUUGCCCAAUUCCAUCCGACUUGGCCGAUUCUGUUUCGGGCUACGUUCAAACAAUCGGAGGAGCCUUGUGUGCUCCUGCAGUCGAUGGCAAUGAUUGGGCUUUGGAUCAAGGGCGACCAGGCGGCGAGGGAUACGGCGAUUACUUUUCAUCAUAAACUGAUUUCUGCGAUUCAGGCCCAGAGGUCUCAAUGGUACAUGCCGGAAACAUCGAGUCCCAACGAGCGAACGCCCUGGCCCAUACCGACUUACCAGAGUAUCCUUCUCCAGCUCAUAUUCGCUCUUCUUGUUGCCAAGCAAGACAGCACUUUUAAUCUAAACUUUCGGCUCCAGCUCCCGGACUCAGAAUACGAACUACUUACCUCUCUUGUCGAGACCUGCUGCCGGCUCGGCUUGUUCAACUACCCAAACAUGCUCGCCAGAUUCCACUCUUCCGACUCGAUAGCGCUCGUCUGGAUGAGUGUCGAGGAAAUAAAGCGAUUCGGACUAGCGUUAUACAAACUAUGCCGGUUGUGUACUCGCAGCGACUCGACUAACAAAAGUGGCAGCAGCAGUGGUUUGAGAAACGAACUUCUAACCCUGCGAGACUUGGACUUUUGCAUGCCAGACAGCGACGAAGUGUGGAACACUCUGCCGGGUAGUGGCACAGAAUGGUUCCGAAGUACUGCUUUGCAGCAGACCUGCAGGAAUAAUCGAGAUCCAGACGGGUGGAUAUCACAGACUUCAGCGAAGUUGUAUGAUGAGCGUGUCAGUUUUGACUGGAUAUAGCUCUCACCACAGGAAACUUCUAUGUGACAUAUAUGCUAAAUAUGACUCAAUGGGAUAAAUUGGAGAUGACUUAGCAUGUUCCCAGAUAGUGCGUGGGAGAGACAAUCACAGAUGAGUCACAGUGGAUUGCAAGGGAAACAAAAGCGAUGACGCAGGAGGAUCGAGUGGUAAAGCAAUAGGUAACGUCGGGUGGCCAAAUCCUUCCC